This is a messenger RNA of Ostrea edulis (European flat oyster), 3300 nucleotides long. Its product is annotated as spermine oxidase-like. The coding region runs from base 319 to 1782 and encodes 487 amino acids. Gene Ontology annotation, molecular function: polyamine oxidase activity. The transcript has 5 exons. Lineage: Eukaryota; Metazoa; Mollusca; Bivalvia; Ostreida; Ostreidae. The record is from RefSeq and is a predicted model, not a curated record.
UAAAUUUUACCUCGUCGUAGUAUAUCGAUCGCUUGAACGGAGAUUCAACUUUAACCUUAUAAGCCCCACCUCUUGACGUCACUCUAAUGCGCUGUACACAACGCGGUUGGCAGUUGAUUCAUUCAAGAAGAUGUUUGUGUUGGCGUUUUAACUAUUUUAUGAAGUUUUGAACUAUUUAUACCAGUGAUUUAUUUUGAAGAGGAGGAAUUACAUUCACACAUAAACCAGAUAAGUUACAUUUAUCGACAAAGAGUUUUCUGACAUUAAAAUUCCGCUGACGUCCAUUGUCAGCUGGCUGAUUUGCAUGUCAGACGAAACAUGGGCGAAAAAGUGAUCCAUGGUAUAGAAAAGAUUGACUUAAAUGGAAAAGAAAAACCCAAAAUAAUCAUCAUUGGUGCUGGGAUAUCAGGAAUAGCAACAGCUGAUACAUUAACCAGGGCAGGAUUCACAGAUUUCAAGAUUUUAGAAGCGUCGGGGCGAACAGGGGGACGAAUAUGGACAGUGGAUGUUGAUGAAGGUGAAAAAGUGGAUCUUGGGGCCCAUUGGAUUCAUGGCAUUGAAAGAAAUCCCAUCUUCAAAAUUGCAGAUGACAACAAUCUUCUCAAGCUUCGCCAUGGGGACAAAGGACUACGACACCGCAAUUGUUUCGUAACAGAGGAGGGCAAAGAGGUCAAUGAGAAGGUGAUUAACGCUGUAAAUCUGGUUUACGGACAGUUAAUCAUCCAGGCCGAAGAUUUCUAUCAGAGCAACAUCCCAACAGAGGAAGAGAAUGACAGUGUUGGAGCCUUCCUUGAGCGAGAGUUUUCUGAGAGACUAGAGAGAUAUACCAACGGAGACCGUCAUAUACGAGAGUUGGUGUUUAAUCAAAGAAAAUUACUCGAGUGUUGUAUAUCAGGCUGUGAUAGACUGGAAGAUGUCUCGCUCAGCGAGUUUGGUGGUUACGAAGAGCUGCCAGGAGUUCACUAUUCUAUACCGCCCGGGUUUGAGGCUGUGCUAGAAAUCCUUAAAAGUUCAAUUCCCAAAGACAACAUUUUGCUCAAUCAUCCUGUAAAGUGUGUCCACUGGAGCCGGAAGAAUUGUAACGAAAAAGAUUACAAUGUGAUGGUGGAAUGUGAGAAUGGGGAAAUGUUCUAUGCAAAUCAUGUGAUUGUAACGGUAUCACUAGGUGUGUUGAAGGCUGCGUACGACCGCAUGUUCGACCCUCCGUUACCUGAAGAAAAAGUAGGGGCUAUAGACCGCCUAGGUUUUGGAAUUGUAGACAAAGUGAUCAUAAAAUUUGACAAACCAGUGACUGAGUCUGAUGUGUUCCGCAUUGAAUUGCUCUGGGAUGAUGAGAACAUCAAAUGCAAUGAUUUGAGGCACACAUGGUACCGCAAAAUUUAUUCCUUUGAAGUUUUACAUGAAGGAGUUUUAGUGGGCUGGCUGAGUGGUAAGGAGGCCCUAUACAUGGAAUCUCUGACAGAGGACCAGAUUGCCGAAGACUUGGUGGAGGUCCUCAAAAAAUUUCUUCAGAAGGACGACAUUCCCACUCCCAAGAAAAUUAUCAGGACAAGGUGGGGAAACAACAGCAACACAAGAGGGUCCUACAGCUUCAUCAAGGUGGGAGCCAGCAUGACUGAUAUUGACCUCCUGGCUGAACCACUGACAGACAUGGAGACAGAAAAGCCUCAAGUAUUGUUUGGAGGGGAAGCAACCCAUGAGUGUCACUACUCCACCACACAUGGGGCACUUUUGUCUGGGAUGAGGGAGGCCAAUCGGAUCAUUAAACUGUACUCGGACUAAGCACCAUGGUGUUUUGAAUUCCUUCCAGUCUUGCACUGAAUCGCCAGGACUAAUUAAUGAUAUUGCUUAAAACCAACUGUUAGUUACAAUUUUAAGCAUUUCCCUCCUAGUCUAUCACAGUUUUUUUUUACUGGCACCAUAAAAUGGACUGAGAAUGACUAAUAUUAUUAAAAUUCAAAGAAGUACUAGGUCAUGUCAUUUAAUUGUGAGAUAGUACAAGAUUGUAUAUUGCAUUUUUUCUUAUUUGUUUUUGCAUUAAGUGAAUAGCACAUCAUGAUCUCAGCUAAGUUGAAGGAUCGGGAAUUCACAGUGCACAAACUUGUUCUUGCCGGUGACAGCAAAGAGAGCUUGGGUUUGGAAAGGCUUUCUCUUCUUCACUGCCAAAAUUUAAAAAGAAAAUCUAUACCUCACCCUUUUAUUUUUAAACAUAAAACCAUAAAUUUAGGACUUGUGGUCACUGGAUAUUUGAGGAAAAUUGUGGUGCUCCUAGACAAACCUCAUUCAGAUAUAUAGGAUGGUAGAGGAGUUUUUUUUUUAAUUAUUCCUUUAUUAGUAUUCUGAUAUUUUGCUUUGCUGCACCAUUGGAUUUUUAUUUUGCUACCAGAUUGAUUUGCUUGAAGCUUUUUGGAUGUAUUUCAUUCAGGAAAUCAAAUGUAUUUUUGUGUUGAACUUAUUAUUAAUGCACCUCUUAUAAAUUCUACCUCCUUGUGAUGUGAAGGGAAUCAAGCCAUUGAUCUGUACCAUAUAGACGUUUAUUUAUUGUUAGUUUAAACGCAUAGCAAGCCUGGUCAGUACUGGACAAUUGCAGUGGAUCAGAUCACCAUAGUGAAUUUCUGUUAUCACUAGACAUCAUCAUCAGAUCUGUGUGGUAGAGGGGAUACAGAAUAGAAGAGAAUGGGGAUUAUGUCAGAAGAAGGGGGGUGGGGGUUUGUGUGAGUCGAGUGAAUGUGGGGGGAAUGUGUGAUAAGAAAUGAAAGCUAUGUGAACAAGAUAUAUAUUUUAUGGUCCUCUAUUUUUAUUUGUGGAAUCUAUGUACAUGUAUCAUUUUUGUGUAAUUCUGAUUUUGGAAGAAACUGAGCAAUUAUUACUUUGGUGUAUAUGUUUAAAUGUCAUUGAUUAAUUUAUUGAUGAAAUUAUACCUCGAAUGUGUUAGAAAUUUUAUCGAUAAGACAAUUUAUGCAUUGAGAUAUUGUUGAUUUGUCUCCAAAUUUUAUUAAAAAGAGUAUAUUGUAUUGUAUUGUGGUGCAUAGACAACAAUUAUCUUCCAUGAUGUAAACCCUAUUUAUUCAGAGAAUAAUGAUGGUAAAAAUGACUAUGAAUAAGACUCAAAAUUGGGUGAUGGAAGUCUGGACAAAACAGCAAAGAAUAGGCCUCUCUUUGUCAAACUUAAUGUGAAAUAUGUUGAGAUUUUAUUGUGAGAGUAGCAGAUUAUGUGACAUUUAAGUGUAUCUGGUUCAUGACUGCCGUUAUAGCAGUUAUGGUCAUGUUUAUGUACUCAAUAAAUAUAUAAAUCACAGA